This is a messenger RNA of Selaginella moellendorffii, 823 nucleotides long. RefSeq lists its product as uncharacterized. NCBI's taxonomy places the organism in Eukaryota, Viridiplantae, Streptophyta, Lycopodiopsida, Selaginellales, Selaginellaceae. The transcript has 3 exons. The coding region runs from base 1 to 606 and encodes 201 amino acids. The record is from RefSeq and is a predicted model, not a curated record.
AUGGCGGAGACGAGCUUCUUCCAUGCUCUCCAGAGUGCUCGAGCAAGAACAAGCAUGGAACAACCGUCGAGCUUAUCGUCUUUGGUUUUCUUCUGUCCCGAGGUAGGGCUUGUCAGAUUGCUCGUGGCCAUGGCUGUCAAGGCGCCUUGCGUUUCUUCUUCGCUCAACCCCGACGCUCCCCACUUCGUCCCCUCCUUCUUCGAGAGCGUCGAGGAUUUCUCGUCCGAGUGGUGGAAUCUGGUGAAGAGCACGCCCGCCUUCCGUGAUUACUGGAUCCGCGAGAAGUGGGAGAGCGUUGUCUCGGAAGCGUCCGCCACGCUCGACGACUACGCCGAGGAAGACGAGGAGGAUGUGUCAUUCGAGGACGUGGAUCUUGAGGAUGUGAGGGCGCUCGACGAGGCGGACACCCUCAAAGAACAAGAUGUGAAUCUGUGCCCCGCGCCGCGGGCCGUCAAGGUGAUAGAUCUGGUUUCACCGCCACCGGCGGCCGCCAAGAUCUACGCUCCUCGAGACCCCCGCAACAAGCUUGUCAAGGUUCCUCCCAAGCUGGCGGCGGCGCAGAUGAGGAAGGGCUCGCUGUCGACCCGGAUCCAGCAGCCCCGGUAGGCGAAGAACGAUCGAUCCAUAGAAAAACCAUGAUCUCUCAUCUCUCUUUUUGUUGGUGUUCUUUCCUUUCGUUCCUCUUUCUCAUCGUUUGCUUCGUCGUGCUUGACUUAUAGCGAGCUCGACGAGUUCUUGUAAAUUUACCUCUCAGCACCCAACUCUACCGAGGUGGAAAAAGUUGUAAAAAAAAUGGUAUGGAAAACAAAAAGCCUGUAGUAAA